This is a messenger RNA of Naegleria fowleri, 1629 nucleotides long. RefSeq lists its product as uncharacterized. The transcript has a single exon. The annotation marks the transcript as partial. The record is from RefSeq and is a predicted model, not a curated record. Lineage: Eukaryota; Heterolobosea; Eutetramitea; Acrasida; Naegleriidae.
AUGGAAUUAAGGUCGGGUGUUUGGAGAGACCACAAACCCAUUUUUUCCUCUAAAUUAACCAAACGAUUCUUGUUGUUUAUGUCUUCGAAACACGUUUUUGUGUUGGGUGUAAAAAAGAAGAUAGAUUCAAGUUGGGUUUGGGUUUUGGGUUUGGGUUUGGGUUUGGGUUUGGGUUUGGGUUUGGGUUUGGGUUUGGGUUUGGGUUUGGGUUUGGGUUUGGGUUUGGGUUUGGGUUUGGGUUUGGGUUUGGGUUUGGGUUUGGGUUUGGGUUUGGGUUUGGGUUUGGGUUUGGGUUUGGGUUUGGGUUUGGGUUUGGGUUUGGGUUUGGGUUUGGGUUUGGGUUUGGGUUUGGGUUUGGGUUUGGGUUUGGGUUUGGGUUUGGGUUUGGGUUUGGGUUUGGGUUUGGGUUUGGGUUUGGGUUUGGGUUUGGGUUUGGGUUUGGGUUUGGGUUUGGGUUUGGGUUUGGGUUUGGGUUUGGGUUUGGGUUUGGGUUUGGGUUUGGGUUUGGGUUUGGGUUUGGGUUUGGGUUUGGGUUUGGGUUUGGGUUUGGGUUUGGGUUUGGGUUUGGGUUUGGGUUUGGGUUUGGGUUUGGGUUUGGGUUUGGGUUUGGGUUUGGGUUUGGGUUUGGGUUUGGGUUUGGGUUUGGGUUUGGGUUUGGGUUUGGGUUUGGGUUUGGGUUUGGGUUUGGGUUUGGGUUUGGGUUUGGGUUUGGGUUUGGGUUUGGGUUUGGGUUUGGGUUUGGGUUUGGGUUUGGGUUUGGGUUUGGGUUUGGGUUUGGGUUUGGGUUUGGGUUUGGGUUUGGGUUUGGGUUUGGGUUUGGGUUUGGGUUUGGGUUUGGGUUUGGGUUUGGGUUUGGGUUUGGGUUUGGGUUUGGGUUUGGGUUUGGGUUUGGGUUUGGGUUUGGGUUUGGGUUUGGGUUUGGGUUUGGGUUUGGGUUUGGGUUUGGGUUUGGGUUUGGGUUUGGGUUUGGGUUUGGGUUUGGGUUUGGGUUUGGGUUUGGGUUUGGGUUUGGGUUUGGGUUUGGGUUUGGGUUUGGGUUUGGGUUUGGGUUUGGGUUUGGGUUUGGGUUUGGGUUUGGGUUUGGGUUUGGGUUUGGGUUUGGGUUUGGGUUUGGGUUUGGGUUUGGGUUUGGGUUUGGGUUUGGGUUUGGGUUUGGGUUUGGGUUUGGGUUUGGGUUUGGGUUUGGGUUUGGGUUUGGGUUUGGGUUUGGGUUUGGGUUUGGGUUUGGGUUUGGGUUUGGGUUUGGGUUUGGGUUUGGGUUUGGGUUUGGGUUUGGGUUUGGGUUUGGGUUUGGGUUUGGGUUUGGGUUUGGGUUUGGGUUUGGGUUUGGGUUUGGGUUUGGGUUUGGGUUUGGGUUUGGGUUUGGGUUUGGGUUUGGGUUUGGGUUUGGGUUUUGGGUUUGGGUUUGGGUUUGGGUUUGGGUUUGGGUUUGGGUUUGGGUUUGGGUUUGGGUUUGGGUUUGGGUUUGGGUUUGGGUUUGGGUUUGGGUUUUGGGUUUGGGUUUGGGUUUGGGUUUGGGUUUGGGUUUUGGGUUUGGGUUUGGGUUUGGGUUUGGGUUUGGGUUUGGGUUUGGGUUUGGGUUUGGGUUUGGGUUUGGGUUUGGGUUUGGGUUUGGGUUUGGGUUUGGAG